UGUGGAUUGAAACUAACGACGAACAUAUUUAUAUUAAAUUUCAGUUAAAAUGCUUCAUGGCUUAUAUGCGCCUCUAAGUCAGGUAAUGACAACAGAUUCUGAUUCGGAAGAAGAAAUUCACAAUUCAUCAAAACACAGACAAUUGCAGCAAAACAACCGAUUAGGAAAUAGAAAUCCACCAAACAGUUUGGCUCUAUACCAAAAUCAGCAACAAGCUUUGCAAUUAGAACGUCAAAAACAAUUAUUACAACAACAAGAAUACUUGCAACGUCAAAAAAGUAUUAAACUGAGUAAAAUCGCUAACGGUCACAAUCAGCAAGUUAGUUACACACCAAGUAUAGAAAACUUUCGUUCUGUCAUGAUGUCUGAUAUCGGAUUUAACGUUGAUGCAACUCAUUGCGAUCCAACGAAUAAUUUUUCUAGUGUGAACAGUGACAGUAAUUACGAUGAUCGUAACAACGCAGAUGCUGAUAACGUUGCUAUUUUAGGCAAUAAUGAUUCGAAGGAAUCUCAAGAGCCAAUGUCUCCAGCACGAAAAUUUUGUUUCAUAGCGUCCUUAGUGUUGUGUGCUUUUGCGGUAUUUGGCUUUGUUUGGUUGGUACCUUGUUAUGAGAGUUCAACAUGUCCAGCUCCAAUAGAUCGCAUUAAAACACAUAAUUGGUUCAACAAUUAUACAAGCAUCGAGCUAAAAGGUGGUGUUAAUAUUGUAAGCGGCUUACGUUCUUGGGAAAAUAAUUUAAUCUUUUUAUAUCGUGGUGAUGUAUUCUUUCCGGAAUUCCGAAGAAGUAAUAAUAAACGUCAUGGUAUUAUAUCAUUGAUUGGGAGUUCAGGAGUUGUAGCUUGGUUUGAUGAAUUGGUUGAUGAGCCCGUUGCAAUCGAUUGUACACUAGUUGAUGUAGAUCGCAAUGGUAGACCUGAUUGUCUUAUAUUGGAUGAAUAUGGUCAGUUAGGUGCAAUCAAUCCUAUUUCAGGUCGAUGGCUUUGGCUUUUUAAAGAGAGCUCUGCACAUAAAGUAGAUGCUCUAGAUUUUCCCAUAAUCCUACCUGAUUUGGAUGGUGAUGGUAUACUCGAAAUAUUGAUAGUCACCAGUGAAAGCUUGAAACAGAGAACAAAAAAUUUUAUGCAUGUUGGGGAAAUUAAUAAAAACUCUCAAAAUAAAGCAGAUCGCAAUUAUUUACGUAUUCUUUCUGGUGGUUUUGGAAAACCAAUUGGAGAAGGUUUCAAGAUUCAUGAUUGUGAAAUAAUACGGAAAUUGCAAUUGGAAAACUCUGAAACAAUUACUUACAACUGUUUACGCAAUAACACUGAGGCACAACGUUCCAAAACGUUAUCCGAACUGUUUGCUUUAGUUACCAACAAAUCAAUUGAAAAGAAAUUAGCUCCAACUUCAAAAAUAUCCCAAUACCGCCAUUAUGGACAACGUAAAGAUAUUGAUGCACAAAGGAAUAUUUACUCGCUUAGUGGCCGCGAAUUAGUAGUCGAGAAUCGUGGCAAGUGUCCAGAAGAUUGCAAUGUAACAUUCAUAUUGAGUGAAAACAAGAACGGGAAAAGCGUUGUUUUAAAAAAUUUCACUAAUACCGGUAUGUAUGGCAUGGUACCGGCUCAAUGGCAUUUUAAAAACACUAAAACUAAAAUGUCUGGAUUCGUGAUGAAAUUUUGGAAAUGGCAAAAUUUGAAAUCUGCACAGAAUAUGACCAAUGAUAAUAAUAUGCCACAGAAAUCAUUUGCAGUAAAAAAGAACAAAACACACGUCACUAAAGAUAAUGCCAUUAAAUCGACAAGACAGGAUAUAAAUCAAUCAAAUGGCACUAAGAAAUUGCGUCGCAAACGUGAGCAUGAACAUGAUUUUCCUGAACAUGACUUCGAUGCUUUCCAUCAAACCGUACACAAGCGAAGUGCUUACGAUAUACCGGAAAUGUUAGUAUCACGCAGUCUUACAAACAUUUCCAAAAAGGGUAGCCAGUACUUGGUAGAUAACUAUAAAAUGCAAAUGAUCACGGAAUCUGAAAUAAUUGUAUUAUUCAUUGGUGGUGAUACACAUAUCGAAAAUACUUCUCAGAGUGAUAUUGUACAGUUCUGUUAUGAUCGCAAAGAAUUAGUGUGCCAACCAGACUUAAACAAUCAAGAGAAUUCAAUGCUAAUAGCAGAUCUAGAUCAAGACAACUCUCAAGAACUGGUCUCAUACAUGUCCACAUUCGUUCAGUCCAGCACCGAACCACAAACAUGGAAUUUGGUUACCUAUGUGCGUUUGUUGCGUUUGCAAUCAGAGUUGCCAGCAUUUUUUAACGACAAAAAUUAAAUAUAUUUUGCAUUUGUGAUUUAAUCUACUUGAUUAUUAUACAUUUUUUGUUUUAUAUAUACAUAUUAACCAUUAGUCCAAAUAUUGUAGCAUUGAAAUAAUAAAAUAAUCA
Molecule: messenger RNA, 2411 nt
Organism: Teleopsis dalmanni
Lineage: Eukaryota; Metazoa; Arthropoda; Insecta; Diptera; Diopsidae
Exons: 3
Coding region: 50-2299 (749 amino acids)
Source: RefSeq, a predicted model, not a curated record